CGGGAAAACGUAAACCAACGCCAAGGUGCCGAACACAAGACAUUUUGUAUCGCGUUGGGCAAACAUAAUUCCAUUUCUGCAAACGCGUGUUUGAUAAUUUCAUUAUUUGUGUGCCUCUCAACUUGGUGGACUUCGGGAACUUCAGAGAAAAUGUCGCAUCACUACGUGGUGACAGCGCAAAAGCCCACAGCGGUUGUGGCCUGUUUAACCGGCAACUUUACAUCGCCCACAGACCUGAAUCUGAUUAUUGCCCGCAACAACCAGGUCGAGAUUGACCUCGUCACGCCGGAGGGUCUGCGCCCGCUCAAGGAGAUCAACAUAAAUGGCACUGUUGCAGUUAUGCGCCACUUCCGGCCGCCGGAUAGCAACAAGGAUCUGCUCUUCAUACUGACUCGUCGCUACAAUGUCAUGAUACUGGAGGCGCGCAUGGUCAACGACAGCAUCACUGUCAUAACCAAGGCAAAUGGCAAUGUCUCCGACUCGGCGGGCAUACCCUCGGAGGGUGGUGUCAUUGCUGCCAUUGAUCCCAAGGCACGAGUUAUUGGCAUGUGCCUGUACCAGGGGCUGUUCACCAUCAUACCCAUGGACAAGGAGGCCAGUGAGCUAAAGGCCACAAAUUUGAGAAUGGACGAGCUGAACGUGUACGACGUGGAGUUCCUGCACGGCUGCCUCAAUCCCACAGUCAUAGUUAUCCACAAGGACAACGAUGGACGGCACGUCAAGUCGCAUGAGAUUAACCUGCGAGAGAAGGAAUUCAUGAAGAUUGCCUGGAAGCAGGACAAUGUGGAGACGGAAGCCACCAUGCUCAUACCCGUGCCGUCACCCAUUGGAGGUGUGAUUGUCAUAGGCCGCGAAUCGAUUGUCUAUCACGAUGGCAGCAACUAUCAUGCCGUGGCGCCGCUCACCUUCCGCCAGAGCACCAUCAACUGCUAUGCGCGUGUGGAUGGCAAGGGACUGCGUUACUUGCUGGGCAACAUGGACGGACAGCUGUACAUGCUCUUCCUGGGCACAUCCGAAACGAGCAAGGGCGUCACUGUCAAGGACAUCAAGGUGGAGAAGCUCGGCGAAAUCUCUAUACCAGAGUGCAUUACAUACUUGGACAAUGGUUUCCUCUACAUAGGCGCACGCCAUGGCGACUCGCAGCUGGUGCGCCUCAGCUCCGAGGCCAUCGAAGGCUCCUACGUCAUACCAGUGGAGAAUUUCACGAAUCUUGCACCCAUUCUGGACAUUGCAGUCGUUGAUUUGGAUCGCCAGGGACAGGGUCAGAUCAUCACUUGCUCUGGCAGCUUCAAGGACGGUUCUCUGCGCAUCAUUCGCAUUGGCAUAGGGAUUCAGGAGCAUGCCUGCAUUGAUUUGCCAGGCAUCAAAGGCAUGUGGUCCCUGAAGGUGGGCAUUGACGACAGUCCAUAUGAGAAUACUCUGGUAUUGGCCUUUGUGGGACACACAAGGAUUCUGACAUUGUCGGGCGAGGAAGUGGAGGAAACGGAGAUACCCGGCUUUGCCAGCGAUCUGCAAACAUUUCUCUGCGCCAAUGUGGAACAUGAUCAGCUCAUUCAAGUCACCUCGGACAGCGUGCGUUUGGUUAAGAGUGCCACAAAAGCUUUGAUCUGCGAGUGGCGACCGGAGGGCGAUCGCUCCAUUGGUGUCGUCUCUUGCAACAGCACACAGAUUGUGCUGGCCUCGGCACGCGACAUCUUCUACAUCAUCAUCGAGGAUGGACGGCUGGUGGAGAAGGCGCGCAAGACCCUCGCGUAUGAGGUGGCCUGCUUGGACAUAACUCCCUUGGAUGAAACGCAAAACAAAUCUGAUUUGAUAGCCGUUGGCUUGUGGACAGAUAUAUCCGCAGUGAUCCUGUCGCUGCCCGAUCUGGAGACGAUUUACACGGAGAAGCUGAGCGGAGAGAUCAUACCCCGCUCCAUACUGAUGACCACCUUCGAGGGCAUUCACUAUUUGCUCUGCGCUUUGGGCGAUGGUUCGAUGUAUUACUUCAUUAUGGACCAGGCCACCGGGCAGCUGACGGACAAGAAGAAGGUCACGCUGGGUACUCAGCCCACAACGUUGCGCACUUUCCGAUCGUUUGCCACGACCAAUGUGUUUGCCUGCUCCGAUCGUCCGACGGUCAUCUACUCAUCAAACCACAAGCUCGUCUUCUCCAAUGUCAAUCUGAAGGAGGUCAAUCACAUGUGCUCGCUGAAUGCCCAGGCCUACCCGGACAGCUUGGCGCUGGCUACGAAGAACUCGGUUAUAUUGGGCACCAUUGAUGAGAUUCAGAAGCUGCACAUCCGCACUGUGCCGCUGGGCGAGGGUCCACGUCGCAUUGCGUAUCAGGAGGCGUCGCAAACGUUUGCCGUGUCCACACUGCGCAUCGAUGUUCACGGACGUGGUGGUGCCAAGCCGCUGCGCAACAGCGCCUCCACGCAGGCGCAGAAUAUUACAUGCAGUUCGAAUAUCUUGCCCAAGCCGGGCGGCAACAAUUCCACAGCAGCCAAUGCGGAGGUUGGCCAGGAGAUUGACGUGCACAACCUGCUGGUGAUUGAUCAGAAUACGUUCGAGGUGCUGCAUGCACAUCAGUUUGUGGCCCCCGAGACCAUAUCCUCACUGAUGUCAGCCAAGCUGGGCGACGAUCCAAACACGUACUAUGUGGUGGCCACCUCGCUGGUCAUUCCCGACGAGCCAGAGCCAAAGGUGGGACGCAUUAUUAUAUUCCACUAUCACGAAAACAAGCUGACACAAGUGGCAGAGACCAAAGUGGAUGGCACAUGCUACGCUUUGGUGGAGUUCAAUGGCAAAGUCUUGGCCGGCAUUGGCAGCUUUGUGCGGCUGUACGAGUGGACCAAUGAGAAGGAGCUGCGCAUGGAGUGCAACAUACAGAACAUGAUUGCGGCAUUGUAUUUAAAGGCCAAGGGGGACUUCAUCCUGGUGGGUGAUCUGAUGCGCUCCAUUACGCUGCUGCAGCACAAGCAAAUGGAGGGCAUAUUUGUGGAAAUUGCACGCGAUUGCGAGCCUAAAUGGAUGCGUGCCGUGGAGAUACUCGACGAUGAUACGUUUCUGGGCUCGGAGACUAAUGGCAAUUUGUUUGUCUGCCAGAAGGAUAGUGCCGCCACCACCGAUGAGGAACGUCAACUGUUGCCAGAGCUGGCGCGUUUCCAUCUCGGCGAUACGGUGAACGUUUUCCGGCAUGGUUCGUUGGUCAUGCAGAAUGUGGGCGAACGCACCACGCCCAUCAAUGGCUGUGUGCUGUAUGGCACGUGUAAUGGCGCCAUUGGCAUUGUCACCCAAAUACCGCAGGACUUUUACGACUUCCUGCACGGGCUGGAGGAGCGUCUGAAGAAGAUUAUCAAGUCGGUGGGCAAAAUCGAGCACACGUAUUAUCGCAAUUUCCAAAUCAACACCAAAGUGGAGCCCAGCGAAGGAUUCAUCGAUGGAGAUCUGAUAGAGAGCUUUUUGGACUUGAGUCGCGACAAGAUGCGAGAUGCUGUGCUGGGCUUAGAGUUAACACUCAACGGGGAACGAAAGGGCGCAGAUGUGGAGGAUGUCAUCAAAAUCGUGGAAGACCUCACUCGCAUGCAUUGAGACGGCAAUUUUAUGUGUAUAUAAAGUAUAUAAAAAAAGGAGAACCCAUUACCAUACAAUUUGUUUGAAUGUACAUGAAACUUCGAUACCAUGUAUAAUAUUAAACAAUUUUA
Molecule: messenger RNA, 3686 nt
Organism: Drosophila guanche
Lineage: Eukaryota; Metazoa; Arthropoda; Insecta; Diptera; Drosophilidae
Gene: pic
Product: DNA damage-binding protein 1
Exons: 6
Coding region: 151-3573 (1140 amino acids)
Biological process (GO): DNA repair; proteasome-mediated ubiquitin-dependent protein catabolic process
Cellular component (GO): nucleus; site of double-strand break
Molecular function (GO): nucleic acid binding; protein binding
Source: RefSeq, a predicted model, not a curated record